GGCCAGUCUAACGUUCGUGUUAGAAUUCACGUUCGAUUUAGCGUGCACGCCUUUUGUAAAUUUUGAUCUUUUUCCGAGUGCAUUUAAAAUUGGACAAAAGCGAAAAUGAUGCCCAUCCUCGUUCUAAGUCAUAACACUAAAAGGGAGUCUGGGCGUAAAGUCCAGAAUGAGAACAUCGACUCAGCAAAGGCGAUCGCUGACGUCAUUCGGACAUGUUUGGGUCCUCAGGCCAUGCUUAAAAUGUUGAUGGAUCCUAUGGGCGGCAUCGUCAUGACAAAUGACGGGAACUGCAUUUUGCGUGAGAUCACUUCGCCUCACCCUGCUGCAAAAACCAUGAUUGAGGUAGCCCGUACUCAGGACGAAGAAGUUGGCGAUGGCACAACAUCUGUCAUUAUUCUGGCUGGAGAGAUGUUGGCAGAAGUCCAACAGUACAUUAAUACUUACCAUCCUGUAGCUUUAAUAAGAAUUUUUAAAAUUGCUUUGAAAGAUAUUAUGGAAGCUACUGACAAGUUUGCCAAAGAGAUGGAUUUCAGCAAUCGUGAUGAAGUUAAGAAAGUCGCCAAGGGUUGCCUCGGCACCAAAUUCUUGGGACAGUGGGCUGAUCUCGCGUGUGAUAUCGCUUAUGAUGCCGUUAACAUGGUGCUCGAAAGGAAGCAAGGUUACAAUCGUGUCGAUAUAAAAAACUUUGCACGAAUUGAAAAAAUUCCAGGUGGUCUUAUUGAAGAUUCGCAAGUUUUGGAAGGUAUUAUGAUUAACAAAGAUGUGACUCACCCUCAAAUGAAAAGAAAAAUUGAGAAUCCCAGGAUCCUUCUACUCGAUUGUCCCCUUGAAUAUAAGAAAGGAGAAAGUCAGACGAAUGUAGAAAUUCUAAAAGAAGGCGAUUUCACACGGCUCCUUCAAAUUGAAGAAGAAUACAUCGAGAAGUUGUGCAAACAGAUAAUUGCAGCUAACCCGAAUCUUGUCUUUACAGAAAAAGGAGUGUCAGACUUGGCACAGCAUUACCUUGUAAAAGCCGGUAUAACCGUUAUCAGACGUGUUAGAAAGAUGGACAACAAUAGAAUCGCAAGAGCCACAAAUGCCACGAUAAUCAGCCGACUUGAUGAAUUACAGGCUCAUCACAUCGGAACAGGUGCUGGUCUUUUCGAAGUCAAGAAAAUGGGUGAUGAAUAUUUCACAUUUUUAACAAAAUGCAAGAAUGCAAAAGCAUGUACUAUUUUGUUGAGAGGCCCUAGUAAAGAUGUACUCAAUGAAGUGGAAAGAAACUUAAACGAUGCAUUAAAUGUAAUCCGUUGCAUAAGUCAUGAGUCAAAAGUCGUUCCUGGAGGCGGAGCCAUAGAAAUGAUGGUCAAGGCAGAGCUUACUGAGAAGCAUCCUGAAGUCUUAUCUGGAAUGGAACCGUACUCUGCUGUGACAAAUGCCCUUAGCAUCAUCCCGAAAAUACUUGUCCAAAAUUCCGGCGUGAGCAAUGUCAUCCAUGUGUUAGCCGAAUUCGAGAGAAGAAUUUCACACAAGGAACAAGUCGGCAUAAAUGGUGUCACUGGCAAAAUUGUACCUUCAGAGGAACUUAACAUUUGGGAACCACUUGCAGUAAAGAAACAAGUUUACAAAACAGCUAUAGAAAGUGCAAUCCUUCUGCUCCGGGUCGACGACAUCGUCUCAGGAGCCAAAAACAAGGACAAAGAAAGUGUUUCUGCCCCCAGCAGAACAGCGCAACCUACUGAAGAAUCUAUGAAAGAAUAAUCACUUCCGCAAUUAAUUAAUUAACACUUCUAAGUUUAUGCUGUAAUAAUUACAACACAUUUUACUUGAAUGCCAGUUCUCUUUUGACACACCUAAAAGUAUAAAGCAAACAAGUAUGUUUUGUCAGAAGAAAACUCAUUUUAAUGCUAAAAAAAUUGUGUAUUAUUUUUUGUACACUUAUCUAAUAAAAACAUUAACAUCUA
Molecule: messenger RNA, 1943 nt
Organism: Cimex lectularius (bed bug)
Lineage: Eukaryota; Metazoa; Arthropoda; Insecta; Hemiptera; Cimicidae
Gene: CCT3
Product: T-complex protein 1 subunit gamma
Exons: 2
Coding region: 106-1740 (544 amino acids)
Biological process (GO): protein folding
Cellular component (GO): chaperonin-containing T-complex
Molecular function (GO): ATP binding; ATP hydrolysis activity; ATP-dependent protein folding chaperone
Source: RefSeq, a predicted model, not a curated record